Molecule: messenger RNA, 2407 nt
Organism: Daktulosphaira vitifoliae (grape phylloxera)
Lineage: Eukaryota; Metazoa; Arthropoda; Insecta; Hemiptera; Phylloxeridae
Product: dynamin-1-like protein
Exons: 4
Coding region: 210-2321 (703 amino acids)
Cellular component (GO): microtubule; membrane; cytoplasm
Molecular function (GO): GTPase activity; GTP binding; microtubule binding
Source: RefSeq, a predicted model, not a curated record
GCAACAUAUUACAAAAAAAAUUGGAAUGUUAUAGACUGUUGAAUACUUUUAUCAUAUACUUCCAAAAGAAGAUCGAAUACACUAUUAAUUUUUUUAAAUCCAAAAUCAACUUGCGUUAAGUGUCAACCUGCCUUGCUCUAUUUUAAACGCGUUUUUCUCAAGUUAUUAUUUUCAGUGAAGUAAAUUACAGCUUUAUAUUAAUUUUAAACAUGGGAAAUACAAUUCAAGUUCCAGAAACUCCAGAAGACCAUGAAAAAAGUUUUGACGAAAUAAAUGAUAAUGAAUGUUUGGCUAUGCAAUCGUUGAUAAAAGUUAUUAAUAAGCUACAGGAGGUAUUUUCUGUAAUCGGUAAACAUGAAAUUAGUUUACCUCAAAUCGUUGUGGUUGGAACUCAAAGCUCAGGAAAAAGUUCGGUCCUAGAAAGUUUGGUAGGGAGAUCUUUUUUGCCACGCGGUACGGGAAUUGUUACUCGAGCACCACUAGUGCUGCAAAUGAUUAAGUAUUCUGAAGAAGAUUUUAAAAAUAUGAUUGAAAAAACAGAAAUCGACAAUAUUAAACAAUGGGCUAUAUUCAGCCAUAGACCUGAUGAAAUAUUUUACGAUUUUGAUAAAGUUCGAGAAGAAAUCGAAACUAGAACAGAUAUAUUGGCUGGUUCGUUUAAAGGAAUAACUCAUAAACAAAUCAUAUUAAAAGUAUACACAAAUAAGUUUGACUUAACAUUUGUCGACUUACCAGGAUUAACCAAAGUUCCAGUCGGUGAUCAACCCGAGGAUAUUGAUGAACAAAUACAAGAGCUUGUGCACUUCUACGUUAACCAAGAAAACACGAUUAUAUUGGCAGUAGUAACGGCUAACACGGAUCCAUCGACUAGUGAAAGUUUAAAAAUCGCUAGAAAAGUAGAUCCAGAAGGGCACAGGACUAUCGCUGUCGUAACUAAACUCGAUUUAAUUGACAAGGGUACGUUACAAGAUACAGCGGAUUUACUUUGCGGUCAAAAAAUUCCUGUUAGGCUUGGUAUUAUCGGUGUAAUCAACAGAUCUCAAGAAGACAUUAAUGAUAAAAAAUCUUUAAAACUUGCAAUAAAAGCAGAGGAGGAGUUUCUAAAAAAAAAUUAUCCAGAAAUAUGUCAGUUUAAUGGUAAUAAAGCAUUGUCAAAUUUAUUACAACGUGUUUUAAUAACUCAAAUAAAGAAAACUUAUCCGAUUUUAAAAGAUAAAUUGGAACUAACAAAGGUACAUCUGGAAGACGAGUUAAAACUAAAAAAAACUCCUGAAAGCAAUGCAUCUUUUGUGUAUGGCUUAUUAAAAGACAUGAGCAAAUCUUAUUGUGAUACUGUCAAUGGAAAUCGAAAAAAUGUAUCUGAUAAAUGUAUUGAGGGCGGAGCGAAAAUUGUUAACAUGAUUAACAAAGAGUACUUGCAAAAAAUUAUUGAUAUAGACCCUUUACAAGAUUUAGAUAAAUCUAAGAUAGCCAAUAUUUUAUUGAACUCAUCUGGAACAAAAAAAUGCUCCAUUGUAAACGAAAAAGCGUUAAAAAUAUUAGUUAGUCGGCAACUUAAAUUUUUAACUAAACCUUCAUUAGACUGUGUAUAUCUUGUACGGGAAGAAAUGUCAAACAUAUUUGAUUCAAUCGAUGAAAGAAUUUUAGAAAAAAUUAAGAGAUUUCCGAGACUCUUCAAUCAAGUAAAAAUCAAACUCAAUAAUAUGCUAGACGAAACAGUGAAUGAUGUAAAGUAUUUCGUUAAAAGCUAUGUAAAAACAUAUCAAAAUUGCAUUACUACGAUUAGUCCAGAUUUUCUUUCAGAAUUGAUACAAUCAGAAAAACUCUUGGCCCUCGCUUCGGGCGCGGAGUUUACUGAAGAAACAGAAGUAUUUUCUGACUAUGAGGAGGAUAAAAAUUAUGUUAAACAAUCUGUUAAAUAUGUUAAUUAUGGUCAAUUAAGGAUCAUAAUGACGGACGAAGAAAAAAAACAAGUUCUUUUAAAAAUACUUAGUGGUACAAAUGAAUUGAAUAAAAACAAUGAAAUAUCUAAUCAAGUAGAGUUUCAUAGAAAAUUGACAAAAUGUUACUUUAAAUUCGUGAGAAAAAACGUUAUGGAUUUUGUGGCUAAACGAAUACAUUAUAAAAUGAUUGAUUCAAUCUUAGACAAUUUUGAAAAAUAUAUGAUUCAAAAUAUUUUUGAACCAUAUAUGAGAGAAAAUAAGUUUAAUGAAAUUUUACAGGAAGAAGAAGAAAUUAUUAAAUCUAGAAUAAAAGCCGAAAUGAAUCUGAAUGCCGUGAAAAAAGCAUUAGAGACAAUGACUGAAGUUCAAAUGAUAUGACAGACUAAUUAUCUUAUAACAAUUUCUAGUGUCAUAAUAUAUUGUUGAUUGUACACAAACAAGAUAAUAAAAUUUUAUACAUCAAU